This is a messenger RNA of Carassius auratus (goldfish), 2914 nucleotides long. RefSeq names its product zinc finger protein 271-like. Gene Ontology annotation, biological process: regulation of DNA-templated transcription. Gene Ontology annotation, molecular function: DNA-binding transcription factor activity, RNA polymerase II-specific; RNA polymerase II cis-regulatory region sequence-specific DNA binding. The transcript is spliced from 3 exons. The record is from RefSeq and is a predicted model, not a curated record. Lineage: Eukaryota; Metazoa; Chordata; Actinopteri; Cypriniformes; Cyprinidae. The coding region runs from base 200 to 2395 and encodes 731 amino acids.
GGAAGAAGAUUCGUUUCACCGCGCUCUCUGUUGUUUUAAUGUGGCGCUGGUUUACAAACUGUUAGAAAUAUAAUUUCUGUAAACAGAAAAAUACAGUUUUUGAAUCAGGUCAGUAAAUACAUGUUAUAUUCACGUCAUCAUUAGUCGUGUCUAAGUGUUGAAGCAAAGACAAAUAUAUCGGGAAGAAUAUCAGCUGAAGAUGGUGUUUGUUAAAGAGGAGACUGAGGAGAACACGAGUGAAAUAAAAAAAGAGGAACCAGAAACAUGGAGAAUAAAAGAAGAGGAAUCAGAAACCUGGAAAAUAAAAGAAGAGGAAUCAGAAACCUUGAUAAUAAAAGAAGAGGAACCAGAAACCUGGAGAAUAAAACACAAGGAACGAGGAGAGUUUAUUGAAGAAAGUGAGGAGAACAAAAAAUGGAGUGAAGUUGAGGAGAAAAAUCAUGUCAAAACUGGAGAAAAACCUUUGAGAGCUAAGAAAACUUUCACAUGCACUCAGUGUGGAAAGAGUUUCACAUACCAAUGUCAUCUUGAUUUUCACAUGAGAAUCCACACUGGAGAGAAACCGUUCACUUGUAAACAAUGUGGGAAGAGUUUUACACAAAAAAAAAGCCUUACGGCACAUAUGAGGAUCCACACUGGAGAAAAACCUUACAAGUGUUCACACUGUGACAAGAGAUUCAGUGAUUCAGGAGACCUGAAAAAACAUGAGAGGAUCCACACUGGACCAAAACCUUAUGAGUAUUCACAUUGUGACAAGAGAUUCAGACACCCAUCGUUUCUGAAAACACAUGAGAAGAUCCACACAGGAGAGAAACCUUUUGAGUGUUCACACUGUGACAAGAAAUUCACUCAGUCAGGAUACCUGAAAAUACAUGAGAGAAUCCACACUGGAGAAAAACCUUUUGAGUGUUCACACUGUGACAAGAAAUUCACUCAGUCAGGAUACCUGAAAGUACAUGAGAGAAUCCACACUGGAGAAAAACCUUUUGAGUGUUCACACUGUGACAAGAGAUUCACUCAGUCAGGAGACCUGAAAACACAUGAGAGGAUCCACACUGGAGAGAAACCUUUUGAGUGUUCACACUGUGACAAGAGAUUCAGUAGGUCAACAGAACUGAAAAUACAUGAGAGGAUCCACACUGGAGAAAAACCUUUUAAGUGUUCACACUGUGACAAGAGAUUCACUCAGUCAGGAGACCUGAAAACACAUGAGAGGAUCCACACUGGAGAGAAACCUUUUGAGUGUUCACACUGUGACAAGAGAUUCAGUAGGUCAGCAGACCUGAAAACACAUGAGAGGAUCCACACUGGAGAGAAACCUUACAAGUGUUCACAUUGUGACAAGAGAUUCAAACAGUCAUCACAUCUAAAAUCACAUGAGAGGAUCCACACUGGAGAGAAACCUUUUGAGUGUUCACACUGUGACAAGAGAUUCACUCAGUCAGCAGACCUGAAAACACAUGAGAGGAUCCACACUGGAGAGAAACCGUAUCACUGCACUGAAUGUGGGAAGCGCUUCAGUAAUUCAUCUGACCUUGAAGUUCAUACUAGAAUUCACACUGGAGAAAGGCCUUACAGCUGCCAACAAUGUGGGAAAUGUUUCAUUAAAAAGGGAUCCCUUAAAGACCACAUGAGGACUCACACCGGAGAGAAACCUUACACAUGCCCUCAAUGUGGAGUAAGUUUUGCUCUAAAAGGAAUCCUUGAAAGGCACUUCAGAAUUCACACCGGAGAGAAGCCUUACACCUGUCCUCAAUGUGGAAAGAGUUUCAUUCGAAAAGGAAGUCUUAAAGGCCACAUGAGAAUUCAUACUGGAGAGCAGCCUUACACAUGUCCUCAGUGUGGAAAGAGUUUCACACAUAGACAAGCUCUUAAUGCACACAUAAAAAUUCACAUAGGAGAGAAGCCUUACGUAUGUGAUGAGUGUGGAAAGAGUUUCUAUCAACCAGGAGACCUCAAAUUACACAUGAGGAUUCACACUGGAGAGAAUCCUUUCACCUGUCAACAAUGUGGAAAGAGUUUUACUAGAAAAGCAAACCUUGAGAUCCACUUGAGAAUUCACACUGGAGAAAAGCCAUUCAUAUGCCCUCAGUGUGGAAGGAGUUUCUAUCAACCAGCAAACCUUAGAGUCCACAUGAGAAUUCACACAGGAGAGAAACAUUUUACCUGCCAACAGUGUGGAAAGAGUUUCACUCAGAAUGGAAACCUCAAAGCCCACAUGAGGAUUCACUUAAGACAGAACAGUUUUAUAUGUCAUGAGUGUGGAGUGAGUUUCACGGACAGGAACGAAUUUAAGAAUCAUGUAACAACUCACACUGCAGAGAAAUUGAGAAUUCAGAGUGAAAUGAACACUUUAACAUGUUUCCCUGAGGUUUCCGAUCUAAAGAAAACUUAACAAUCACGUGUGCCAUCACAUGCCAUUAUCUUAUUUUAAAGUGUUUAAACAGUUAACCCUCAAGUUGUUCCAAACCUGUAUGAGUUACACGAUUUUACAAACAAUGGGCAUUAUACACUAACUUAUAACUUUGUAAAUAGUCAAUGAGAAAAACCGGCCAUCGUACACCAAACAGAUCACACAGUACCAGAGUGUAAAGUUGUUCUGAUCACAACAAACUCGGAAACAUGUGCCUUAAUCCUCAUAGAUGAGUGAUAAAUGAAAACGUUAUUUGUUCUAAAAUUGGCUUAAAAUAUAAAACGUUUUUAAUCUCUGAUGACUGGAUGUGAUUUACUUUUAAAUUUGCAAACUGGCUUCGACUUUUAAAACUUGGCAAAAAUCGUGUUGUAUUUCAGUCUUCAGAUUUACUGCCCCCUGAUUAACAUGACAGUAUAGGCUAGUGACAAUGCCCCUGAAUUUUCGAGAUACCCCUACCGGAGGUAGAACUAAACCCAACAAUGUUUUUCCUCAUCUCUAAGG